Messenger RNA from Homo sapiens (human), 1167 nucleotides. It is a transcript of the gene ROPN1B, whose product is annotated as rhophilin associated tail protein 1B. The transcript has 8 exons. Gene Ontology annotation, cellular component: motile cilium. The record is from RefSeq and is a predicted model, not a curated record. Bases 395 to 1033 code for a protein of 212 amino acids. Lineage: Eukaryota; Metazoa; Chordata; Mammalia; Primates; Hominidae.
AGGGUUUGCCAGGCGAAGGCGGAGCGCUAACGUCUAACGCUAACGGCGGUCGUGCCCCGCCGCUGCUGUCACCCCCGGCCGCUGCUGCCCUCCCCGCCGAGGUUCUACUGCUCUCCUUCUUAAGAAGGGUGGGAGGCACUCGGUCUCUCCCCACACCUCUCGCCUGAGGCCAGGCGCCAGGUGUCGCCUGAAGCCAGACAGCCGGUUUGGGAGCGAGCCUGAGUUCCAGGCACUGGGCUAGGCACUGGGAUGGUGUGGUGAGCAAAAACUGACCAGUCCUGCCGUGGAGUUUGCUGGGGGAGACACAUGUUACUCAAAGAAUCACACUAAGGAUAGCAAUUUAUCUCAAAGCUUCAAGUUCCUGCCAUCUACAUGUGCCCAGGUCAACCAAUCAAUGGCUCAGACAGAUAAGCCAACAUGCAUCCCGCCGGAGCUGCCGAAAAUGCUGAAGGAGUUUGCCAAAGCCGCCAUUCGGGCGCAGCCGCAGGACCUCAUCCAGUGGGGGGCCGAUUAUUUUGAGGCCCUGUCCCGUGGAGAGACGCCUCCGGUGAGAGAGCGGUCUGAGCGAGUCGCUUUGUGUAACUGGGCAGAGCUAACACCUGAGCUGUUAAAGAUCCUGCAUUCUCAGGUUGCUGGCAGACUGAUCAUCCGUGCAGAGGAGCUGGCCCAGAUGUGGAAAGUGGUGAAUCUCCCAACAGAUCUGUUUAAUAGUGUGAUGAAUGUGGGUCGCUUCACGGAGGAGAUCGAGUGGCUGAAGUUUUUAGCCCUUGCUUGCAGCGCUCUGGGAGUUACUAUUACCAAAACUCUCAAGAUAGUGUGUGAGGUCUUAUCAUGUGACCACAAUGGUGGGUUGCCCCGAAUCCCAUUCAGCACCUUCCAGUUUCUCUACACGUAUAUUGCCGAAGUGGAUGGGGAGAUCUGUGCAUCACAUGUCAGCAGGAUGCUAAACUACAUUGAACAGGAAGUAAUUGGUCCUGAUGGUUUAAUCACGGUGAAUGACUUUACCCAAAACCCCAGGGUUUGGCUGGAGUAACAGCACAAUUUUGGCAAUUUUAAAGGAAGAUACAGAGGUGAUUGUACUUCAGAAUGAUAAACCCAUAUACCACCUAAAAUCAAUUUUCUUGUACAACUGGUACACACUAAUAAACAAACAUGUGAGAUCAGAAA